ACGGACUGUCGAGCCGAGCAGAUCACAUUCUCCGAGCCGUCGAACCGCGGCACCUCGCAGACCAGGGACCAUGGACUUCUGACCGAGCUGCUGAAUCCAAAACAAUCAUACAAAUUAUUCACCCAAAGGCUUAGUAUCAUUUUUCAUUAAGGGUUCAUCCAUGAGAUUCUUCAGGCUUACCUUUAAGUGCUUCGUCGACUGCUUUUGAAUCUCCUCCUUGUCAACGGCUCAACUGACCGCGGCGCUUUGUGACAUUUUUCCAUCUCUUUCGGCUGAGCUGAGGGGUUCCAACGUGUGAUAUAGAAAAAAAAAACUGAAUUUUUGUAUUAUUUCAGAAAGAAGAAAUAAACUCAGAAAACAACAAGAACAAUUGAGGCAGUGUAGCCUUUAUGGUGGCUACAUCUCUCUGUCUCCCCCUCUGAGCCAGUCGGGUACAUAUAAAGAAAAAACACACGAAAAAAUACAAAACAAACAAAUAUUUUUCAAAUUUAAAGACGAUACCACCAAGCAGCUUAUACCUUUCCCUUAAUAUGUCACCAGAGGUGGAAGAGAACAGCCAAGAUGAAAUCAAUGUCUCCCAGAUGGAGGCAGGGGCCCUGUCCGAGGAGGAGGGCGGGGGGUCAGCUCGCCCACUGGUGCCAGUGCUUGGUGCCGACCCAGGGUGUGGAGAGGGUGGAGGGGCUGGUCCACCACAGACCCAGGACGGGGCUGCAGCAGGGACUGGAAACGGGGCAGUGGCUGGACGGGAUGGGGAGCGAGAAACCUGGACCAGGCAGAUGGACUUCAUCAUGUCCUGCGUUGGAUUCGCUGUUGGCUUGGGCAACGUGUGGCGGUUCCCAUACCUGUGCUACAAGAAUGGAGGAGGGGUUUUCCUGAUCCCUUACCUGCUGAUCGUGUUCAUCGGCGGAAUCCCCGUCUUCUUCUUGGAGAUCGCACUGGGCCAGUUCAUGAAGCAAGGAGGAGUCUCUGCAUGGAACAUUGCUCCCCUCUUUAAGGGUCUGGGACUUGCAUCAAUGGUGAUUGUGUUUUUCUGUAAUACCUACUACAUCAUGAUACUGGUGUGGGGCCUCUACUUUUUCUUCCACUCUUUUACUAACCCACUACCCUGGGCCACCUGUGGACACCCUUGGAACACUCCCAACUGCACACAAGACUUCCGGCGUGCUUGCUACAACCGCAGCGCUCUACAGUCACCAGCUGCCACCUCCAACCCCCUGUCCACCCUGUCGCCACCAAACCUGACCUCCUCCCUUCUCCUGAUCAAUAACAGCUGCAUGGAAACCGAGGGUCUGCGCUCCCCGGUCAUCGAGUUCUGGGAACGUAAAGUGCUUCGCCUCUCUGGAGGUCUGCAUGAGCCUGGUGCAAUCUGCUAUGAGAUGGUGCUGUGUCUUAUAGCCACCUGGGUCAUUGUUUACUUCUGCAUGUGGAAAGGAGUGAAAUCUACUGGCAAGGUUGUGUACUUCACAGCACUGUUCCCCUACCUGGUUCUGGUGGUUCUUCUGGCUCAUGGAGUCACCCUACCUGGCGCUUUAGAUGGAAUUGUUUACUACUUAAAACCAGACUGGUCCAAACUGGGAGAAGCACAGGUUUGGAUUGAUGCUGGCACUCAGAUUUUCUUCUCCUAUGCCAUCGGACUUGGUGCCCUAACGGCGCUGGGCAGCUACAACCGCUUCCAUAACAACUGUUACCAGGAUGCUUUUGUCCUGGCUAUGAUCAACAGUGGAACCAGUUUUUUUGCUGGCUUCGUUGUGUUCUCUGUUCUGGGCUUCAUGGCUGCGGAACAGGGAGUGGACAUCAGUAAGGUGGCUGAGAGUGGCCCAGGCCUGGCUUUCAUAGCCUACCCCAAAGCUGUGACUCUGAUGCCUCUGGCGCCACUUUGGGCAGCGCUAUUUUUCUUUAUGUUGCUCAUACUGGGCCUGGACAGUCAGUUUGUUGGGGUCGAAGGUCUGAUAACAGGAAUCAUGGACAUGUUGCCUCCUAAAUCUGCCCUCAGCUCUCUGAGACGAGAAGUAGUUGCUGCCAUCUGCUGCGUCAUCUGCUUCUUUAUUGACUUGUCCAUGGUCACAGAGGGAGGGAUGUAUGUAUUCCAACUUUUUGACUACUACUCUGCCAGCGGCAUCACCCUGUUGUGGCAAGCCUUCUGGGAGUGUGUUGUGAUCGCCUGGGUUUAUGGCGCAGACCGUUUCAUGGACGACGUGGCCCGUAUGAUUGGCUAUCAGCCCUUGUCCUACAUGAAGUGGUGCUGGUCCUACAUCACGCCCUUUGUCUGCGUGGGAGUGUUCCUAUUCCAUGUGGUGAACUACAAGCCUCUGACUUACAACACAGUUUAUACCUACCCAAUUUGGGGCGAAGCACUUGGAUGGGCACUGGCUCUUUCUUCUAUGCUCUGUAUUCCUGUUACUGUUCUCUACAAGCUGCUCCGAUGCAAAGGAUCCCUGCGGGAGCGGUGGCAGCACCUAACUACCCCUGUCUGGGGCAGACACCACCUGGAGUACUUGGCGCCAGAAAGCGAGGCCAAGCUGCUUCCUGCCGCAGAAACAAAGAGCACCCUCCUCUUUGAGAGUGUAAUCUGACAACCCAAGCCUUGAUCCUGUAGUCACAUGUCCAUAAAAACACACAAACACUGCAUAGGCCAAGUCUGAACUAGAAACAAAUCAGUGAAAUAUGCUACAAUUUUAAAUUUGCAUAAAUAAUAAAAAAAGAUCAUGGGUAAAUGGACCAAAGAAAACACUGGAGAAGAACUGAAACACACCUGCAUUCAUGAAGUCACAUCUUCUGCUCUGUUCUUUCACUCUACCUCGCUGGCUUUCUGCUCUCUUCCCGUUUCGCUGUCCUCCUGACUUCGUGCUGUCUCGUCCCUUCUCGUAUUGUGGCUGUAAUCUUUGUCCACCAUAGCUGCAGUAGCUCCCCCUUCUGCACCCUUCUGUCAGUAUUUAUAAAGCCUCAGCUGGCCCCUGGUCAUCAGGCCAUUUUGUUCCACAUCAGCUAAAACUUUAUACAUAAAAAAAAAUCAUGUCUGCUGCUGAAAUCCCAUCAUCCCAGUGUGUAUGUGUGUAGCUGCAUGUGUGCCCAUACUUGUGUAUCUGUACAUGUGUGGGCAUCUGCAUGAGUAUGUAAGGAGUGCGUGUAUUGGACCAUGGCAGUGUUGUCUUCUAUUAUGUCACAUUGCCUUUGGACAGUGAUUUCUGCCAACUGCAUUCAAUGCACUAAGUGUAACAAAAAUGACUUCCAUUUGUACAAAAAAAAAUGAAAAA
Messenger RNA from Cyprinodon variegatus (sheepshead minnow), 3254 nucleotides. RefSeq names its product sodium- and chloride-dependent creatine transporter 1-like. Gene Ontology annotation, cellular component: membrane. The transcript is spliced from 14 exons. NCBI's taxonomy places the organism in Eukaryota, Metazoa, Chordata, Actinopteri, Cyprinodontiformes, Cyprinodontidae. The coding region runs from base 531 to 2573 and encodes 680 amino acids. The record is from RefSeq and is a predicted model, not a curated record. Gene Ontology annotation, biological process: sodium ion transmembrane transport.